AACUAGUGUGGAAUACCUCCCUAGAUCUAUUGAUCAAAGUGCACUUAGUCACCAACAUAACUAUGUCGGACUUUGGAAAAUUUGGCCCAUUAGUUGGGUCCAUCGAUGAAGGCACUUCAAGUGCAAGGUUUAUUAUUUUUAAAAUUAAUUCUACAGAGGUGGUUGCCUACCAUCAGAAAGAAUUGGAACAGAAGUUCCCGCAAGAGGGAUGGGUGGAACAGGACCCUUUUGCCAUUUUAGAAGUAGUUACAACCUGUAUUCAAAAAGCUGUCGAGCAACUAAUCAGCCUUGGUGGUCAAGCCAAGGAUAUUAUAGCUGUAGGAGUUACCAAUCAACGUGAAACAACAAUUGUUUGGGAUAGAAACACUGGUGCACCUCUUCAUAAUGCCAUUGUUUGGUUGGACAUGAGAACAACAUCAACUAUUGAGAAGCUACUGGAUACUGUCCCUAACAAAACUAGAAAUCAGAAUUAUUUAAAGCCUUUAUGUGGUUUACCCUUGUCACCGUACUUUAGUGCUGUGAAGUUGCGAUGGUUGAGUGACAACGUGGAUGUCGUCAAAACUGCUAUGAAAAAGGGCACUUGCUGCUUUGGAACCGUUGAUACUUGGAUUAUAUGGAAUUUGACAGGUGGUCCCAGUGGUGGGAAACACAUUACGGAUGUGACCAAUGCAUCGAGGACUAUGUUAAUGAAUAUAGAAAAUUUAAAUUGGGAUCCGUUGCUGUUGAAGUUUUUUGAAGUUCCCAAGUCGGUUUUACCAGAAAUAAAAUCCAGUUCGGAGAUAUAUGGAUACAUUGCUGACGGACCCUUAAAAGGUAUUCCUAUAUCAGGUUGUUUGGGCGAUCAGCAAGCCGCUUUAGUGGGUCAGAUGUGCCUCCAGAAAGGUCAAGCUAAAGCAACAUACGGAACUGGCUGCUUUGUCCUAUAUAAUACGGGCGACAUUCGCGUCAACUCCAGUAGAGGAUUGUUGACGACUGUCGCAUACCAAAUAGGUAGCAAGAACCCUGCUAAUUACGCACUAGAAGGAUCGGUAGCUAUUGCGGGUGCGGCGUUGGGGUGGCUUAAAGACAACCUGGGCCUUUUAGAUAGCGCUAAAGAUUCGCAAGAUUUAGCUGAAAAAGCCACAGAAAAUGGGAGUGUAAUAUUUGUACCCGCAUUUAGCGGUUUGUAUGCUCCAUAUUGGCGCCAAGAUGCGCGAGGUGUAAUUUGCGGCAUUACGGAAGAUACUAACUCGAACCACAUAGCGAAAGCAGCCCUCGAAGCGGUGUGCUACCAAGUCAAAGACAUUUUAGACGCCAUGAACGAUGACUGUGGUAUUCCAUUGCAACUCUUGAAGGUCGACGGCGGUAUGACUGCAAACGCAUUAGUAAUGCAAAUGCAGGCCGAUUUGAUCGGGAUCAAUGUUAUAAGGGCCGGUUUCACAGAGAGCACCGCUUUAGGAGCGGCAUUAGUUGCCUACUGGGGCAUUGAGAGUAAUCCCCAAAUCAACACCAUACACAUGACCAGUGGCACAAUUUACUCACCCAAAAUCAGUGACGACGAAAGGGAUAUGAGGUACAAACAAUGGAAAAUGGCCGUCGACAGAUCAUUGGGUUGGGAACAAAAUUGAUUGUGAUAAUUAGAUUACCAAUUUGUUUAUAAAAGGUUGCUUUAAAUAGUUUCCAGAGUUUUUAUGAAGCGGACUAGUUGCCCGAUUUGUGUAUGCGUAACAAAUUAUGAAGAUGUUAUUAAUUAAGUAAAUGAUAGAAAUGUUUAAUUGGUUUCAAUGGAUUUCAUUUAUCGAUUCCUAAAAGAGUGUCAAUGCGUUGAAAAAUAAAUUGGAAAAAUAUUUUAAUAUCAAUGAGCUGUUUUGGUUAUGGGGCAGGCUAUUAUAUUCGGCCAUCUUAAGUAACUAACUCGCUUCAUAACUCUGCAUAACGAUUGCGAACAUUUUUGUGUUCAAAUAGCCUUCGAUAGAAGUUAAUCUAUAAGUAAUUUUUGCCUAUUUCCUAUGUAAGUGUUUUUGUGAAUUUAUCUCGAACACCAUCAAGAUACAAUGUUCCAUUACUCUAAAAAGACGUUAAAAAGACAUUAGCUAAUUAUUAGUCAAUCACGGUUUUUUCUGCACUUCAUUCCAUAGUUCCAUUCCAUUUAAACCGUUUUGCGUGCAUAUUUUAAUUUAUGAUAAUAACUUUUGCUCAUAAUAUUCUUAUGAACAUUGAAGCGAGCGAAGCGUAGGUUAAGUUCAAGCCCCAAACUGGCAAAUUCCAUUCAAAAUCUUUAUCCAUUUACACUUGCACACUAUAAGAAAGUCAUACACACACCCAUACAUCUUCACGCCAUGGCAAUUUCAUACAAUAUUGAAGAUGAAAUAAGCCCCAUAUUAUAGUCCCAU
This is a messenger RNA of Chilo suppressalis (striped riceborer), 2372 nucleotides long. The record is from the annotation of a GenBank genome assembly. NCBI's taxonomy places the organism in Eukaryota, Metazoa, Arthropoda, Insecta, Lepidoptera, Crambidae.